This is a messenger RNA of Cetraspora pellucida, 191 nucleotides long. Lineage: Eukaryota; Fungi; Glomeromycota; Glomeromycetes; Diversisporales; Gigasporaceae. The record is from the annotation of a GenBank genome assembly.
GAUCACAGCAGUUACAACGAACACUGCUACUGAGAAAUUAUAGCAGCUACGACAAACAUGUCUAUGGAGACGAACACAGCGACUAUGAUGAACACAGUGGCUAUGACGAACACGGCGACUACAACGAACACAGCUACUACGGUGAUUACAAUGACCAUGAUGGCACAGAGACCACGUCAAUGACAUGGUGA